AUGGCCAAGCUAGCAGUUCUGAUCCUCCUCAUCGCCACCGCGGCUGUCGCCUCGGCCUACACCUACAGGGGGGACGAGUGCGAGCGCGAGGUGGAGCAGCAUAUGCCGAUGUCGAGCUGUAUGAGGUGGGCAGAGAGCAAGAUGAGGCGUGGGCCCUAUGCUGACGCGUACGACCGCCGCCGCGGUGGGGAGGAGGAGCAUUUGGAGGAGUGUUGCUCGGAGCUGAGGCGGGUGAGCUCGCAGUGCAGGUGCGGGGCGGUGAAGGAGAUGAUGAUGGAGAUGCCGCAGCAGGUGGAGAUGCAGAGGAUGAUGUGCUCUCUCCCCACCAUGUGCCGGAUGAGCCCCUGCGCCUGCCCCCGCUUCUUCGAAUGA
Salvia splendens (bonfire salvia) is the source of this 372-nucleotide messenger RNA. Its product is annotated as 2S seed storage protein 1. Lineage: Eukaryota; Viridiplantae; Streptophyta; Magnoliopsida; Lamiales; Lamiaceae. Bases 1 to 372 code for a protein of 123 amino acids. The record is from RefSeq and is a predicted model, not a curated record. The transcript has a single exon.